This is a messenger RNA of Poeciliopsis prolifica (blackstripe livebearer), 5349 nucleotides long. Its product is annotated as mucin-2. NCBI's taxonomy places the organism in Eukaryota, Metazoa, Chordata, Actinopteri, Cyprinodontiformes, Poeciliidae. Gene Ontology annotation, molecular function: protein binding. The record is from RefSeq and is a predicted model, not a curated record. Gene Ontology annotation, cellular component: extracellular matrix. The transcript is spliced from 30 exons. The coding region runs from base 19 to 5349 and encodes 1776 amino acids.
UCCAAACGGCUGCAGUCGAUGUCAUGGCUCGUCUUCCUGACUCUGCUGGUCGGCUCUCUGUCUCAGACUGUAACAAUCGUCCCUCCUCUUCAAACACUGGAUCUGACUUCAGCCAACAUGUCUCACCUGGACCACGUCUGCACAACUUGGGGAAACUAUCACUUCAAGACCUUCGAUGGGCAUUUCUUCCAGUUGGCCUCCACCUGUAACCACGUUUUGGUCUCCCACUGCGGGGGAAGCUAUGAGAGUUUCAGCAUCCAGAUGAAGCGGGACCUGAUCGCCAGCACCGCCACCAUCAGCAGCAUCACCAUGAAGCUGGAUGGCUCAGUGGUGGAGCUCUCCAACAGCUCCGUCAUAUUCAACGGCCAGAUGGUGUCUCUGCCACUCGUUGCCUUCGGAGUGACAAUCAAAAGGACCACAUCCAGCAUCUUUGUUGAAGCCAGUCUUGGGAUCAAGGCUAUUUGGAACCUGGAUGACUCUCUAGAUAUGGAGCUGGAUCGCAAAUAUUACAACCAGACCUGUGGACUGUGUGGAAACUUUGAUGGGAUAGCUAAUGAUUUUAUGAAAGAUGGGGCUGUGCUGUCUGUGGUGGACUUGGCUGAGACUUACAAGGUAAACGGGCCCACUGAGACGUGUGUGGAACCCGACCUCAUUCCGACCCGGAGCUGUGGGGAUAAGCUGCUUUGUGAGGAAACCUUCACUAAAGAUCCAUUCAGCAGCUGCCAGAACCUCCUGGAUGUGGAAUCGUUUACCAAGGCGUGCAUGGCAGAUAUGUGUAGUUCAGAAGAGAACACAGAGUCCAUCUUGUGCAAAACCAUCUCAGAGUUCUCCAGACAGUGCGUUCAUGCAGGAGGAAACCCCCAGCCUUGGAGGAACGAAACCUUCUGCUACAAGCGAUGCCCAUACAACAUGGAGUUUCUGGAAUGUAGCCGGCCAUGCCAGGACUCCUGCUCCAACCCACAGGCCAGUCAGACCUGUGACAGCCACUGCCACGAUGGCUGCAGCUGCCCUGCAGGAAUGGUGUUUGAUGACAUUGGUAACACAGGAUGUGUCACAGCUGAUCAGUGCCCAUGUCUCCAUGGCAACCAGAUCUACCAGUCAGGAGAGUCCUACUCAUUCAACUGUAGAUCCUGUGUCUGUGAGAGAGGCCACUGGACCUGCACGGAGGAGAACUGCUCAGGAACCUGCUCAGUGGAGGGAGGGGCUCAUGUCACCACCUUUGAUGGGAAAAUCUACACCUUCCAUGGAGACUGCUCCUACGUUCUGGCUAAACAGAGUGAUGGCUCCCUGUACACUGUGUUGGUGGACCUGGUCAAAUGUGGUCUGACAGACAGCAGGACGUGUCUCAGAGCCGUUACUCUGGCCCUGGGCAGUAAUGCCCUGGUCAUCAAAAUUCAAGCAUCUGGGCAAGUCUAUGUCAACAAUAUUCUUUCUCAGCUUCCAUUGUUUACAUCUGAUUCUUGCAGCUUUUGGCCAUCCUCCUGUUUGGGAAUCCAAGUGAUGGUCCAGCUCUCUCCUGUGAUGCAAGUCUUCGUUUCAGCUGAUGUGUCGCUCAAAGGAGCCACCUCUGGGUUAUGUGGGAACUUCAACAACAUAAUGAGUGACGACUUCCGGGUGAUUAGUGGACUUGUGGAGGGAACUGCUGCAGCAUUUGUCAACACAUGGAAGACCAGAGUCAGCUGUCCUGACAUCGUGCCACGAUUUGGAGAUCCUUGCAGCCAGGACAUUAGCAGAGAGAGCUAUGCACAGUACUGGUGUUCCAAACUGACUGAUCCGCUGGGAGUGUUUGCCCCUUGCCACUCUGUUGUCAGUCCCAGCUCAUACAAAGACAACUGCAUGUACGAUGGCUGUAACUGUGAAAAAAGCGAGGACUGCAUGUGUGCUGCGGUCUCCUCAUAUGUCUACGCCUGCUCAGCGGCGGGAGUCCACAUCAGCGGCUGGAGGGAAACCAUCUGCGGAAAAUUUAGCGAAUCGUGUCCAUCAGAAACAGUUUAUGAGUACAACAUGACCUCCUGUGGUCGGACGUGUCGUUCCCUCAGCCAAGCUGAUUACUCCUGCCAGGUCAGCUUCGCCUCGGUUGACGGCUGCGGCUGCACAGAGGGAACCUACAUGAAUGAAGGGGGACAGUGUGUGUCCAGUGCGAGCUGCCCCUGCUACGAUAAGGACACCUUUAUUCCUGCCGGACAGGCCAUCAUCAAAGAUGGAGUAACAUGUGUCUGCAGACAUGGGGCCCUUAGCUGCCCUGGAGGAGCCAGACUACAAACCUCCACAUCAUGUGUUCCCCCCAUGAUUUAUUUUUCUUGCUCCACUGCUCAGCCUGGCACCACUGGGUCUGAGUGUCAGAGGAGCUGCAGCACGGUGGACAUGCCUUGUAUCAGUACAGGCUGUACAUCUGGAUGUGUGUGCCCAGAAGGCCUGCUGUCAGACGGAGCAGGAGGCUGCAUCAAUGAGACAAGCUGUCCAUGUGUCCACAAUGGACACGUCUACCAGCCAGGACAGACUCUCACAGUGGACUGUAACACUUGCUCAUGCAGCGGACGAACAUUCACUUGUACCAGCAAUGUUUGCAGUGCAGUUUGUGGGAUCUAUGGAGAUGGCCAUUAUAUUACGUUUGAUGAUAAAAGGUUUGACUUCAGCGGAGAAUGUGAAUACACACUCCUACAGGAUUAUUGCAGCCCUGGUCAGGGAAACGGAAGCUUCAGUAUUAUCACUGAGAAUGUUCCAUGUGGAACCACUGGGACAACCUGCUCCAAGACCAUUAAGAUCUUCCUGGAGGAUAAUGAAUUCCAUCUAAAGGAUGACAGUUUCCAGGUGAUAAAAGGAAACAUCAAUGUUCUCCCUGCUUCUGUUCAAAAAAUGGGUAUUUAUCUGGUGGUGACAGUCCAAUCAGGGCUGGUUGUCAUGUGGGACCAGAAGACAAGCCUUUUUAUUUCUCUCAGUCCAGAGUUCCAGGGUGAAGUGUGUGGCCUAUGUGGGAACUACGAUGGCAACAGUAAAAAUGAUUUUACCACACGCUCUCAAGAGACUGUGGCAGAUGUUUUAGAGUUUGGGAACAGCUGGAAAGUGUCAUCUAGUUGCUCUAACGCCCAGCUUCUCAGUGAUCCCUGUGCCUCCAACCGCUACCGGGCAGCCUGGUCUCAGAAGCAGUGCAGCAUCAUAACCAGCGCCACCUUCCACAGCUGUCAUGCAAAAGUCGAUCCUGGCCCAUACUAUGACUCCUGUGUGAGAGACUCCUGUGCUUGUGACACUGGAGGUGACUGUGAGUGUUUCUGCACCGCUGUGGCUGCCUAUGCCAAAGCUUGCAGCACAGCUGGAGCCUGCAUCAGCUGGAGAACUCCAAAGUUGUGCCCUAUUUUCUGUGAUUACUAUAACUCCCCUGGUGGCUGCGAAUGGCAUUACAAGCCUUGUGGAGCUGACUGCAUGAAGACAUGUAGGAAUCCCUCAGGAAGCUGUACCAAACUCAUCACUCACCUGGAAGGUUGCUAUCCACAGUGUUCUCACACCAAGCCUUUCUUUGAUGAAGACACAAUGAAAUGUGUGAAUUGGGACCAGUGUGGAUGCUAUGAUGACAAAGGCAUUCAUUAUAGCACAGGCGAGAAGGUUCCAUCCAACAGCUGUUACACUUGCUCCUGUACAUUAUCUGGGAUAAUAUGCAUCUACAAUGUUGAUUCAUGUACAUGCACAAUUAAUGGACAAAUUUACAACUACGGUGCCACAAUAUACAACACUUCGGAUGGUCUGGGAAACUGCAUUAAAGCUGAAUGUGGCGCGAAUGGAACUAUAUCUAGAAGCAUGUAUAUAUGCAUGAAUACAACAACCGCUGGGCCCACAACAACUCCAUUUAAAUUUAGCACAGUGCCAAGCUCUACGUCAACAAUAAAUAUUACAUCAAGAACAGAAGGAACAACAACAAAACUAAAGGAUAAAACAACUCCACAAAUAACAUAUAUCGCAACAACAAUAAUAACAGCACGGCAAGAAACAACACUUGUUACAUCUAAGCCAUCUACAACCAAAGGUUCCAUAACAAAUUUUGGUACAAGAAAGCCUGUUGAAACAACCUCUGAUCAAUUAACACUCUCCACCACUGCAAUUGUUGAAACCACGACUUCAGUGCUAGAGGGAACAAGCAGAGGAAGUGAAACUACAACCGUAUCAUCAAAGCCAUCUCUUCAGACAACCACUACUGAAGGACCUACACCAUCCACCCAGAGAGCAACAACUGAAUCUGUCGAAACUACGUUCUCAAAAACAACAACAGCAGUGAAGAUUGGAACAACAAACCCCUCAAAGGUUGGCACAACAGGCCCAGUGACUGGCUCUGUUACAGAAGUUGUCGAAUCCACAACUGGAGUACCAGGAAUCAUGUCAACAAGCCAAGAAACAACCCUUGUUACAUCUAAGCCCUCUGCUGUUACCAAAACCACAACACCUCCUAGAACCACUGGAGAAAUUACGACAAAAGCUUCUGAAGCAUCUACAACCAAAGGUUCCAUAACAAAUGUUGGUACAAGAAAGCCUGUUGAAACAACCUCUGGUCAAUUAACACUCUCCACCACUGCAAUUGUUGAAACCACGACUUCAGUGCUAGAGGGAACAAGCAGAGGAAGUGAAACUACAACCGUAUCAUCAAUGCCAUCUCUUCAGACAACCACUACUGAAGGACCUACACCAUCCACCCAGAGAGCAAGAACUGAAUCUGUCAAAACUACAUUCUCAAAAACAACAACAGCAGUGAAGAUUGGAACAACAAACCCCUCAAAGGUUGGCACAACAGGCCCAGUGACUGGCUACAUAACAGAAGUUGUCGAAUCCACAACUGGAGUACCAGGAAUCAUGUCAACAAGCCAAGAAACAACCCUUGUUACAUCUAAGCCCUCUGCUGUUACCAAAACCACAACAACACCUCCCAGAACCACUGGAGAAAUUACAACAAAAGCUUCGGAAGCAUCUACAACCAAAGGUUCAACAACAAAUGUUGGUACAAGAAAGCCUGUUGAAACAACCUCUGGUCAAUUAACACUCUCCACCACUGCAAUUGUUGAAACCACGACUUCAGUGCUAGAGGGAACAAGCAGAGGAAGUGAAACUACAACCGUAUCAUCAAUGCCAUCUCUUCAGACAACCACUACUGAAGGACCUACACCAUCCACCCAGAGAGCAAGAACUGAAUCUGUCGAAACUACCUUCUCAAAAACAACAACAGCAGUGAAGAUUGGAACAACAAACCCCUCAAAGGUUGGCACAACAGGCCCAGUGACUGGCUACAUAACAGAAAGUUGUCGAAUCCACAACUGGAGUACCAGGAAUCAUGUCAACAAGCCAAGAAGCAACCCUUGUUACAUCUAA